This is a messenger RNA of Pseudo-nitzschia multistriata, 1464 nucleotides long. Lineage: Eukaryota; Bacillariophyta; Bacillariophyceae; Bacillariales; Bacillariaceae. The record is from the annotation of a GenBank genome assembly.
UCAAUCCAUUCCAUUCCAUUCCAAUCCAAUCCAUUCCAAUCCACUCCGCCCCGCCUCCAGAACAGCUCCAACCCAAUCCAACAAAACCCAACACAACCCAAGGCACCAUGGCAACCCCCGAACCCCCCACGGCAGACCACUCGGUGGAAGAGUCGCACAACGGAGAGGUGAUCUAUUCCGACGCKGGCGUGGCCCCCUCCGGCGUGUCCAAGCCCCCCCYCGUCGUCCAGCAGCAAGCCGCGGGCGACAGCGGCUCCGAGGCCGUCCUGUCGAGCGAGCAGGUCUCCCCCCUGGCGGCCUUUGAGGUCUUCCAGGGCAGGGUCUACAACGCCUCGGUGGUCCCCUCGGUGCCGGCCUUUGCGGGAGCCACCACCGAACAGGGGGCCUCCCUCCCGCCCCUCGCCCGGCUGGCCCGCCUGCAGCAGGAGGUCGGCGCCCUGGAGGAGGAGCUGGCGGCAACGGCGAAAGCCUCGGACGGCGGCAGGGCCUUCGACGAGGAGAUCGUCAAGCUGGCAACGGACCURAAGCACCGGCUGGCGGCGGCCUCCUCGGCGCACGCGAACGACCAGGACGACCUGACCCGCCGGAUCCGCCAGCAGCUCGAGGAGAUGGGGGGGAGCGGAAGGGGUGCGGGGGCGCCGGAGCCGGCUCCGGAGGAACUGCCCRCCACCGGCCUCGUCUACGAGCUGUACGGAAACGCCUCCAACCCCACGACGACCCUCGAGGAACGCCUGCUGAACCUGGAGCGGGUCCUGGGGGAUUCCCAGCAGCACCAGCAGCAGGCCUCGUCGUCGUCGUCCUCGCAGGCCGGCCCUUCCUCCACCGUCUCCUCCAGCAACUACAAGUCCGUCCUCCACCGGCUGGAGGACAUGGAGCAGCUGCUGGCGACCGUGGACGCCUCGACCCUCGAAAAGACCGCCACCAAGGCAAAGGUCAUCCGGGCCGAYCUGGAGGCGGCCAGCAAGGCCCGCAACAAGCUCACGGCCACCUACAAGAAGGAGGACUCGAAGAUGAUCCAGCAGCUCUACCAGCAGAUGAUCGACCUGGAGGGCCUGGGAAACUACCUGCCCCACCUCGUGGAGCGCCUCCGGCAGCUCAGCGGCCUGCACCAGCAGGCGUCCACCUUUGGAAGCAGGCUCUCGGAGCUGGAGAAGGAGGCCACCCAGGUGGAGGCGACCAUCGGACAGCUGGAGGCCGGCAUGGCCACCCUCGAGACCACCAUCGCCCAGAACAUUGCGGCCAUGGAGGGCAACAUGAAGAAGCUCGACGAAAAGCUGGCGGCCCUGUCGUAGGCGGACGCCGGCGCCAACGCAACGCAACGCAAAAGACGGUACCAAGGAGCGGACGGUUGUGGUCCGCUGGCCUCCGGGUGCGCUGGCUGGUGCAAUGCGAUGCGAUGCGAUACGGCUUUCUACGGUACACCGCGCGGCAUUGCAYACCGUGCUAUAAACGUAAUAGACUAUG